UGCAUUAAAUCCCGGCUAGGCCCUGAGCUUGACUAUUUAAACUUUCACUGUACCUAACACGGAAGAUGUCGGCCGAUACGGUGCAUGAGCAGUAUGCCUCUGUGUCCAAGCUUGCGAAAUAUCCAUUUGAGCCGUAUUGGCCUGACAAGAAGCUGAAGAUUUGUGUUACGGGCGCCGGGGGCUUCAUUGCUAGCCAUUUGGCUAAGCGUCUUAAGUCAGAAGGGCACUACAUUGUUGCUUGCGACUGGAAGCGGAACGAGCACUUCGCGGAGGAGGAGUUCUGCCACGAGUUUCAUCUGGUGGACCUCCGGUUGUUCGAGAACUGCAAGAAGGUAGCCGAGGGAUGCGAGCACGUCUUCAACCUUGCUGCGGACAUGGGUGGCAUGGGUUUCAUCCAGUCCAACCAUUCCGUCAUUUUGUACAACAAUACUAUGGUGUCGUUCAACAUGAUGGAGGCUGCACGGGUCUGUGGCGUGAAGAGAUUCUUCUAUGCCUCGUCCGCCUGCAUCUACCCGGAGUUCAAGCAGCUUGACACCCAGGUGGAGGGCGGUGGCCUCAAGGAGGCGGAUGCAUGGCCCGCGCAGCCUCAAGAUGCAUACGGUCUUGAAAAGCUUGUAAGCGAGGAGCUGGGCAAGCAUUACGGCAAGGACUUCGGAAUUGAUGUCCGCCUCGCGCGCUUCCACAACAUCUACGGCCCGCAUGGCACGUGGAAGGGUGGCCGUGAGAAGGCUCCCGCUGCCUUCUGUCGCAAGGUUCUCACGUCCACCACGGAGAUUGAGAUGUGGGGUGACGGCAAGCAAACUCGCAGCUUCACCUUCAUCGAUGACUGCGUGGAGGGCAUCUUGCGGAUUACCAAGUCCGACUUUACGGAGCCCCUGAAUUUGGGAUCUACCGAAAUGGUGUCCAUGAACGAAAUGAUGGAAAUGGCCAUGUCAUUUGAAGACAAGAAGCUGCCGAUAAAGCACAUCCCAGGUCCUGAGGGUGUGCGUGGCCGCAACUCGGACAACAAGCUUAUCUUGGAGAAGCUUGGCUGGGAGCCCACAGUGUCGCUCCGGGACGGCCUCAAGAUGACGUACUUUUGGAUCAAGUCCCAAAUCGAGAAGGAGGCUGAGAGCGGCGUGGACGCCAGCAAGUACAGCCAUAGCACAAUUGUGCAGACCAGCGCGCCGGUGGAGCUCGGUUCGCUUCGCAAGGCUGAUGGACAGGAAGGAUUCUAAGGAUUUCUUUAAUGCAUGCCGUACUAUGUUAGCUGCUCUUUUACCGAGGUGUGACUUGAUGCAACGUCAGUUACGGGGCAUUUCCGCCCUAGUUCAACGUCCGCGAGCAGUGAAGGUCGGUAUUACCGCAGUAUUCCUGCGGGUGGCAACGGAGUUUCAGGCAGGUUUGGACAUAAAUUACAGCUUUCACGUGUCUAAUCAUGAAUUUAGACGUCCCGCAACUGGCUUGUAUCGGGAGAUGAAUCUUGGCUCGGAUUACUUAUGCGCGCUUUACUUGGUCAAACCUAUGAUAAUGUACUAUAAAGGCUUUCGUGUAACAUUGUCGUGGGGUUGUGUAGGUGCAUAAAAACAUGUAUGUCUAAAUAAAUAGGACAUAACCAGUAUGAGCACAGCUUUCAUAGGACUGUCGCAGAUCAGUAUCCGUUCCGUUCGCGCUGCGACAUAGGCACCCCCUUUUUUGUGCCUUGUGUGACGUCCGGGCAAACCGCCGUGAUGUAAGGGCAGUGAUGUAAGCGUCAUGCAUGCUCC
Molecule: messenger RNA, 1745 nt
Organism: Volvox carteri f. nagariensis
Lineage: Eukaryota; Viridiplantae; Chlorophyta; Chlorophyceae; Chlamydomonadales; Volvocaceae
Exons: 6
Coding region: 66-1217 (383 amino acids)
Molecular function (GO): GDP-mannose 3,5-epimerase activity; NAD binding
Source: RefSeq, a predicted model, not a curated record